CCAAAAGUUCAGAAUCUCAGCUCAGUGUGGCGAGUUUGACUGGCCAUUUACACAUCUUCGUGCACAAGAAUCGGUAGAUGCACCCGCGUACGUGUUUGUUGGCGUCUUAUUCGUGUUCCAUUCACAUUCUGGUGGUCACGAGCUCAAGUCGUCAAGAUCACAAAGAGUUGCGAUGUCAAAUGACAAGGAUAGUGUUAUCUCUUUCUGGAUUCCAAGAUGCUUUCGGCGGAAGAAAACUCCACCAACUGUCGAGAUGAUUGGAAACAUAUUCGAGCAGCGGAUCAUGCAGCGACUAAAGAAACACAAGCGAUCGUCAAGACUGAAGCACUCACGACCUCGACCUAUUAGCUGUGAGUUCAAGACACUCGAC
This is a messenger RNA of Phytophthora nicotianae INRA-310, 370 nucleotides long. RefSeq lists its product as hypothetical. The transcript has a single exon. The record is from RefSeq and is a predicted model, not a curated record. NCBI's taxonomy places the organism in Eukaryota, Oomycota, Peronosporomycetes, Peronosporales, Peronosporaceae. Bases 78 to 257 code for a protein of 59 amino acids.